Molecule: messenger RNA, 957 nt
Organism: Lasiodiplodia theobromae
Lineage: Eukaryota; Fungi; Ascomycota; Dothideomycetes; Botryosphaeriales; Botryosphaeriaceae
Product: Mitochondrial carrier protein
Exons: 4
Coding region: 1-957 (318 amino acids)
Biological process (GO): mitochondrial phosphate ion transmembrane transport
Cellular component (GO): mitochondrial inner membrane
Molecular function (GO): phosphate transmembrane transporter activity
Source: RefSeq, a predicted model, not a curated record
AUGGCCUCUAAGAUUGACGAGAUCAAGGCGAAGGCCGAGGCUGCUAAGCCCGGCCAGCUCAGCGGCCUCCAGCUGUACUCCCGCUUCGCCUUCGCCGGCGCUGUCUGCUGCUCCGUCACCCACGGUGCCCUGACCCCCGUCGAUGUCGUCAAGACCUCGAUCCAGCUUGACCCCAUCAAGUACAACCGCGGUCUCAUCGGCGGCUUCAAGCAGAUCAUUGGCGAGAAGGGCUUCGGCGCUGUCUGGACCGGUGUCGGCCCUACCUUCGCUGGUUACUUCCUCCAGGGUGCCUUCAAGUUCGGUGGUUACGAGUUCUUCAAGCAGCAGUCCAUCAACGCUCUCGGCUACGAGACCGCUGCCAACAACCGUACCGCUGUCUACCUCGCUUCGUCCGCCGCCGCCGAGUUCUUCGCCGAUAUCGCUCUCUGCCCUCUUGAGGCUACCCGUAUCCGUCUCGUCUCUGACCCCUCCUUCGCUAACGGUCUUAUCGGCGGUUUCACCAAGAUCCUGAAGAGCGAGGGUGUUGGCGCUUUCUACUCUGGUUUCGGUCCCAUUCUCUUCAAGCAGGUUCCUUACACCAUGGCCAAGUUCGUCGUCUACGAGAAGGUCUCCGAGGCCAUCUACCAGCGCGUUGACAAGAGCACCCUGUCCAACCCCGCUCAGACUGCCGUCAACCUUGGCUCCGGUCUGAUUGCUGGUUUCGCUGCCGCCAUCGUCUCCCAGCCCGCCGACACCAUGCUCUCCAAGAUCAACAAGACCAAGGGCGCCCCUGGUGAGGGUACCACCUCCCGUCUGAUCAAGAUUGCCAAGGAGCUCGGCCUCCGCGGCUCGUACGCCGGUAUUGGUGCUCGUCUGUUCAUGGUUGGUACUCUUACUGCUGGUCAGUUCGCCAUCUAUGGCGAUAUCAAGAAGGCGCUCGGUGCCGUUGGUGGAGUUGAGAUCAGUCCCAGCAAAUAA